Fusarium keratoplasticum is the source of this 801-nucleotide messenger RNA. RefSeq lists its product as uncharacterized. The record is from RefSeq and is a predicted model, not a curated record. The coding region runs from base 1 to 801 and encodes 266 amino acids. Lineage: Eukaryota; Fungi; Ascomycota; Sordariomycetes; Hypocreales; Nectriaceae. The transcript is spliced from 2 exons.
AUGAAGUUCCUGUCAUCUCUCGCCGGCGCCCUCGCCCUCACAACCGCCUCGGCCUCGGCCAUCGCGCACCGCAACACGGAGCAGACAUGCAUCACGCCCGGCGCCAUCCCCGAUCUCAAGGGCUCCGACAUCCGCAAUGUUGGAGUUGUACUCUUCCAGGCUCUCGACAUGAUCGACGUGUUCGGGCCCCUGGACCCCCUACAGCUCGUCUCGCUCAGCGUCCAGCAGCUCAACCUGCACCUCAUCGCCGAAACGCUCGAUCCCGUCUCUACGGCGCCCGUCGCCAUGAACAAGUUCAACUCGAGCUUCUGGCCGACUAUUCCUCCCACGAACACGUUUGCCGACGAUCUUGACCUUGACCUUCUCAUCGUCCCCGGCGGACCGGGAGCCCGGAACCCGAACCUCGGAGCUGUCACCGAUUACAUUGCCAAGAUGACGCCCAAGGUCAAGAUUCUCAUGACUAUUUGCACAGGUUCGGGCGUCGCGGCGAGGGCGGGCGUGCUGGACGGACACUUGGCUACUACCAACAAGAACGCGUGGGCGACGAUGAAGGCAAUGGGGCCCAAGGUGAACUGGGUGUCGCCGGCGCGGUUCGUGAUUGACGGCAAGAUCUGGUCUUCGUCGGGUGUCACCUCUGGCCUUGACCUCAUCUUUGCCUUUAUCGAGACUUUCUGGGGCUCUCAGCAGUCGCAGCGGAUCGCGAGCAUCAUCGAGCAUGUUCCCCGAGCUGCGACGGAUGAUCCAUUCUCACAGCAUUUCAACAUUACGCCCACAGAGGCUCAGCCAUGUCCCAAGGCGUGA